Chironomus riparius is the source of this 1499-nucleotide messenger RNA. Lineage: Eukaryota; Metazoa; Arthropoda; Insecta; Diptera; Chironomidae. The record is from the annotation of a GenBank genome assembly.
GGGAAUAGAAGAAGUUUGUUGAAAAGAUAAAUAUUUCAACAAAUUAUCAAUUUUGUGUUUUUAAGCAGUUAAAUAAACUUAAUGGCGCUCAGAUUGCUGCAGACAUCAAGGUAUCUGUCACGAGCCUUCCAAAACCUUACGAUUUGUUCAACAUCAACGAGUGUUUUAAACAGAAAUCAUGAUUUAAACCUAAAUUUUUCACGCAACACAAGUUUCUUCGUAAAAUUGCCGGCUACUGAAUUAUGGAAAGGAGUAACAUCAGUAUCAAAUGCUGGAAAGAAAAGAGGAAGAGCGAAAGGAUUAAUUAGAAGAAAGGAUUUAAAUCGGGGACAAGUUAUUGGUUUAGGAAAGGCAAAUAUUCAAUGGCCUGGACUUUCAGCUCCUAUAAUUCGUGGACGAGAGUUGGUGCAACGAAAUCAACUUCCAGCUGAUCCAGAUCGUGAAGCAAAGAUUUUAAAACUUCGUGAUGCUAUGGCAAGUAAAAAGUUCCAGAAAAUAAGCACCUUAGAUCGUGGAUGGUCAGGAAACAAGAUGCCAGGAAGAAGUAUUGGUGCGCCAGAUCAAAUUGCUGAAGAUAGUUUUGAAGGAUUCGAUACAAAAGUCAUAGAAUUUAAGCAAGUUUUCAAUAUGAAAGGUAAUUUGGGAAGAAAAAGACGUCUUUCAGCAUUUGUUGUAACUGGAAAUAAGAAUGGACUAGCUGGAUUUGCUAGUGCCAAAGCUGUCGAUGGAAGAGCAGUGUUGAGAAAGGCUAAAAAUCGCGCAGCACAGAAAUUAAUGCAUAUAGAAUUAUGUGAUGGUCAUACUGUCUUUCAUGAUUAUGCCUGUUCCUUUGGGUUAACAAAAAUAUUCGUACAGAAGAAGCCUGAAGGUCAUGGAUUAAUCUGUCAUCGUGCUAUCAAAGAAAUAUGUCAAUUAGUUGGCAUUAAAAACCUUUAUGCAAAAGUUGAAGGAUCAAAAGGUGUACAGCAUAUUGUAAAAGCAUUCUUCUUAGGAUUAUUAGCACAGAAAAAGUAUGAUGAUAUAGCAGAAGCAAAAGGUCUUAAUCUUGUUGAAUAUAGACCAGAAUUUGGAAACUUCCCAAAAGUUGUUGGAACUCCGAAAGUCUGUAGAGAGCAAAGCGAUAUCAGAUAUGAUGAAAUUAUGGAUUACAAUACGUUUGCAAUGGACGGAAAGGUCGUUUUAAAGAAGAAAAAGUUCCCUCCAUUUUAUGCUAAUAGUUAUGGAUAUCAUAUUCACUUGAAAAAGCUCGAAGGACGUAGAAAUCACAAAAAGAUCAAGUUUGAUAUGUUGUGUGAACAUGGUGAAAUUAAAAGCUAUUUAACAGAUAAGUAUCCAGACGCACGUCCAAUGGGUUACAUUUUAAGGAAUAUGUACUUGAAAAAGAAAAGUGAGGAAGGACAGGAUGAGGCACCAGAAGUUGAAGUUGAAGUCGAACAGUAGAAAUAACAAUUUAUUCUUUGUAAAAUACAAUAAUACAAUAGAUUUAAUAAAAUUACCUG